AUAAUCCACGAGAAGCCUAGCGCGCCUCAGGGGUGGGGCUCAAACUCAGUACCUCCCCCUGGCUCCUACACCGAACGUUGGCUCCGCCCCGGACCUGUACAGCCGAGGCCUAGAUUCUCUACUCGCUGCCAGCGGAGCCACACCUCCGGACGCCAAUCGCCGGGGCCAGCAAGGAACUGCUCUCCCCACCUAUAUCGACCGUUCGGGGAAAGGCGCAGGCGCCUCACGCAGCCUCUCUGCAGCUUUCAAGCCCUGAUGGCGCGUAGGGCAGAGCCCCCCGACGGGGGCUGGGGAUGGAUGGUGGUGCUCUCAGCCUUCUUCCAGUCGGCGCUGGUGUUCGGGGUGCUCCGCUCCUUCGGGGUCUUCUUUCUGGAGUUCGUGGCGGCGUUUGAAGAGCAAGCAGCACGCGUCUCCUGGAUCGCCUCUAUAGGAAUCGCGGUGCAGCAAUUUGGGAGCCCAGUGGGCAGUGCCCUGAGCACGAAGUUCGGGCCCAGGCCCGUGGUGAUGGCUGGGGGCAUCUUGGCUGCGUUGGGAAUGCUGCUUGCCUCCUUUGCUACCUCCUUGACCCACCUAUACCUGAGUAUUGGGCUGCUCUCAGGCUCUGGCUGGGCCUUGACCUUCACUCCAACCCUGGCCUGCUUGUCCCGUUACUUCUCUCGCCGGCGAUCCCUGGCCACUGGUCUGGCACUGACUGGUGUGGGCCUCUCCUCCUUUGCCUUUGCUCCACUCUUCCAAUGGCUGCUCAGCCAGUAUGCCUGGCGGGGAGCCCUGCUGCUGGUGUCUGCCCUCUCCCUCCACUUGGUGGCCUGUGGUGCUCUCCUCCGCCCCCUCUUCCUGACUGAGGACCCUGCUAUAGGUGGCGUUGGGGCCCAGCUUGUCUCCCUCCUCCAUCACAGCCCUUUCCUCUGUUAUGCUGUUGCUCUCACCCUGAUCAACACUGGCUACUUCAUUCCCUAUGUGCACCUGGUGGCCCAUCUCCAGGACCUGGGUUGGGACCCACUGCCUGCUGCCUUCCUACUCUCAGUGGUGGCUAUUUCUGACCUCGUGGGGCGUGUAGCUUCUGGGUGGCUAGGAGAUGUAGUUCCAGGGCCUGUGGCCCGACUCCUGAUGCUCUGGACUACCCUGAGUGGGGUGGCACUGAUCCUGUUCCCUGUGGCUCAGGCUCCCACAGCUUUGGUGGCUCUGGCUGUGGCCUAUGGCUUCACAUCAGGGGCCCUGACCCCAGUAGCCUUCUCCGUGCUGCCUGAACUUGUGGGGACUGGAAGGAUAUACUGUGGCCUGGGACUGUUGCAGAUGGUAGAGAGCAUUGGAGGGCUGCUGGGGGCUCCUUUGUCAGGCUACCUCCGGGAUGUGACAGGCAACUAUACUGCUUCUUUCGUGGUGGCCGGGGCCUUCCUGCUGGCAGGAAGUGGAGUUCUGGUCACUCUGCCCUACUUGUGCUUCUCAGCUUCUACGUCCAAGCCUCACGAUCUUGUGACAGAGGCACUGGAUACCAAAGUCCCCCUGCCCAAAGAAGGGCUGGAAGAGGACUGAGAUCCAAAAAAGGGGCUCUCAGAUGCAGAAAGCCAAAUGUUGACAGCUCCAGGUCUUCUCCUCUUGCCCCAUCUUGGCUCCGACAGAAUCACAGUGCCUUAAGCAUCUGGAUCUGCCUCCCCCAGAGCAGGCUGGAGCUCCUGCAAUGUGUGGGCCAAACUUAUGUGUUUUUUGAGGACUCUUGUCUCUUCUUUGCUUCCAUAACGUUUUCUGAGGGAUCCAGGCGUUCAGCAUGCCCUGCUGAGCUCUGAGUCAACAGUGAAAAUCAAAGGCCGAGAGACUUACCAUGUUUCACGUGUGAUCUCCUGGGUUGCCUACUAAGUUUCUUCUCUGAAGACAUGUUUGGCAAAGAGGGAUGCGCCUUUGAGAUAAAACUGAGUAAGAGAACUGGAUAAUAAUCAGAACUUCAAAAAGGGCUGGAGCCCAUGUGCUUGGAUUGGCUGAAUGGGAUCAUGUCUGAGGAGUGGAGCAAGUGUCCAGGAGCUUUGAUGACCCAAAACAUUUUAACCCUGGAGUCUUCUCUCUGGACCACAGUUUUUCCCACCUGUGCACAGACCUCCCUCUUUCCCACUAUCCCCUGUGACUUAGAAAAGAAAUUAAGAGAAUGGGGUGGGGGGCAGGGUAGUGUGGGAGCGGGAGCUAAAGCUGAGAGAGCUGAAGUGUGGGUCUAGAAUUCUUGUAUUUCCCUCAGGCUUGUAGGAGGAGAUUGAAAGAGUUAUCUGGGAGGUCUGGGUACUGGGAGUGAAGCAAAUGAUCCUGGGGGAAAAGGCACCCAGGAGACCCCCUUCCAAACAGACUGCAGGAAACAGGCAGACGACUCUUUGAAGAGUCCCUGUGAUAACCUGAUAACCGGCAACAACUUGGGCAAAGAGAAAUGGCCUAGCUGAACAGACAGACACCUUUCUUCUCCCCCAGGGCCUAGUGGGAUUCUGUUCCUUUCAACCAGCCUUUUUGGAUGUCUUAAAUAGCAUGUUUUCAGCAUCCUAGAUUGGCUAACAGUGGGAGCUUGCAGGGAAAAUCAGACAGAAAUUCUUUAUUGGGGAGAGGCUCGAACAAGAAAAUAGUCAACAAGUGGUGUCCAGACUGGAGUGAGGGCCUCCGGAGGGGAGCAAGGCAACCUGAGGAACUGGAAGCAGCUCCCCCAUCUCAGGUGGAGGGGUGGCUGGAGGUGAGGCUGGCCGGCAGGAUGGCAGUGCCCGGGGCAGCCCCAUGUAGAUGAAGCUGCCCAAGAGGAUGAAAGAGCCGCACAUGAGGAAAGAGGCGGUGAAGUCUCCUGUCUCAUCCCUUAGGAACCCUAAGAGGAAGGGACAAGGAAUUUAGAGCCCUCAAACCCUAGGGGCAGAGGAUGGUUGCAAGUGAAUCUGCAGGCUUAGGCCUUACCUGACAGGGGAGGGCCCAGAAGCCCCCCGAGGCUCAUCAGCAUCAUCACCAGCCCUGUGGCCUGUACAACACCUCCGAUGCCCACUAGCCCUGGGAGCACACCGAAAACCAGUGGGGCGUAACUUCCUGCGCUCAGCCCAUAGGCUCCAGCCGCGGCCAGCAGGGCCCCCUCCCAGCCCUCCUCACUCCCCACUAUGGGCACCAGUCCCACUGCCAGCAGCCCCAACCCGGUCAGAGCCGCGAAUACCAUCAGCAGCCGCGGGAGGGGCGCCCAGCCCUGGUCUGCCAGCCACCCGCAGACCAGCCGGGCGCCCGCAUCCCCCACUGCAGCCACUGCCACCA
Molecule: messenger RNA, 3255 nt
Organism: Manis javanica (Malayan pangolin)
Lineage: Eukaryota; Metazoa; Chordata; Mammalia; Pholidota; Manidae
Gene: SLC16A13
Product: solute carrier family 16 member 13
Biological process (GO): transmembrane transport; monocarboxylic acid transport
Molecular function (GO): monocarboxylic acid transmembrane transporter activity
Source: RefSeq, a predicted model, not a curated record